AUGGCCCCUAACCCGUUGUGCCUUGUUUGGCGUGAGCAGAUCAUAGAUAAUCUUCGUCUGAUCUCAGGCCGUAGUGCUCUCAUUGACAUUUACACCUCUCGCCAACCUAAUAAGUCAUACACUAUCUACGCCGUCAAGGUCCACCGAGGCAAACGUCAAGAGAUUCUCUCAGCAACGGGCCGCGAUCUGGAAGAUGCCUUUGAGAACCUCCACACCAAGUCCUCUCAGGAGGUGUAUCAGUUCAUCGAAGCCAACGGUUUCGCCUUCCCCCGAGGCGUAAGAUCUGAAGACUCUGAAAGCUCUGGGAGUGAAGCCUCAACAAUGGACGCCUCCGAUGUGCUCUCUCUGUCUGCCGGCUCUGACAGCGACAACGACAACGACGACAUCAUGUCCAGGAGGGGUAAGAAGACAAAGUCCUCGCACCGCAAGAGCAAGCACAAAUCCCACAAGCACACCAAGAACGACUCUUCUUCCUCCGAAGAAGAGAUCGACUCGGAACCAGAACAAACCACGCGUACGCGCCGCCCGGCCCCUGGGCAGCGACCAUCGUACAUCCCCGCGCCCCCCAUGGCCGCGAUAUCGCAACCUCCCCCUCCACCUCCUGGCUGGACAGGUCACCGGGCACGCAUCUUCCCCCGCGCGCCAGACGGCGUACCACCGCCGCCCCCACGGGGGAGCUUUCCCCCAGGCAUGCGACUCCCAUCACCACCUCGUGGUAUGGCCCCCGCGCCCGUGACCACCGCCGUGGUCCCGGCCAUCCCUACCGCGCCCUCGAAGCCUGUCCGCCUCAUCAUCAACUGGAGGGGCCACGGCGAGAAGAAGAUUGUCGAGAACUGCCAGCCGAGUCACCGGGCCCUGCAGAGGACGGCGCUCGCCCACGUGCGCUCUCAGUGGCAGACAUUUGACAACGUGCUCGCCCAGGAGAUGACGCCGGGCAGGCUCUGGGGGCUGGGUGCCAAGGUUCGCAAGGUGGCGCUCGGCAAGGACAUGUACUCCAUCUCGGCGGCCGGCGGGGACGAUUUGGGUAUGUACUUCAAGGCGGAAGAUAUCCCCAUGUUUGAGGUCGAGAUCGAUCACGACGGAAGCAUUAUGCCGCCUCCGCCGCCGCCUCAGCACCACCACGGUCAGCGGUGA
Molecule: messenger RNA, 1134 nt
Organism: Colletotrichum phormii
Lineage: Eukaryota; Fungi; Ascomycota; Sordariomycetes; Glomerellales; Glomerellaceae
Exons: 2
Coding region: 1-1134 (377 amino acids)
Source: RefSeq, a predicted model, not a curated record